UAACUUUAGUAUGAUAAAUGGAUCAGUAAUUUUCGAUGGUUAAUUUUAUGAAUGUUGAUUGAGUAUGUGACGAAAUGUGAUAAGAAACUGCUAAAGAAGCCUUAUUAUCUACGGCUCAUUGAAAAGAUUUUGCAAUCCAGAUGGAGUAUUUUGAUCGAUAGUCGGCGUCGUCGGCCGGCCUGGCAUGAGGGGUUCGUCGCGCCCCUCCCCUCCCCUCUACCUCCAGUACUCACCCCUCUGCGACUCUAUCACCCCUUCUCUCCUUACCCUCAUCUUCGUUCUACUCUCAAUACCCUUCACUAGAACACAAAUGGCUAUAGGCAACAUAACUCAGACCCCUUCAAAUCUUGAAGCAACUUUGAAAGAAGAAUACACUAGUGUAGAAGCAAUAAGCAAUAAUGAUAUCGCUAAAACAGUUAAACAGUAUCAAACACUUAUCGAUAGAUUUAGAAGAAAAAACAUCACUGAAGAAUUUGAAACUACUACGAAUGAAAUCAAUGUAGAAGAUCACAUAGCAGAAUUUAAUGUAAAUAUAGCGCCUAAUAUAAGCAUAAUCAAAAAUAAUGUAAACUACAUAGAUGUAGAAAGCAAUGAAACUGAUUUAGAUAGUGAACUAGAUAAGAGCUCAAAACUAAAAGUAGAAGACUCAACAAGGUCGAAGAUUUUCAACGAUUUUUUCACGACGGUCAAUAAGAACGUUGAUAUUAAGCCUUCUACUGCUCAAACUAGAGUUGAUUUUAAUUUUGUAGAUUAUUUCUUGAACAUGAGUAGUACUGAUUAUGAUUAUGACAAUGGAACAGUUGGUCUAAUGAGUGCUCGAGGUACGAUACGAAGGAGGUUCUCUAAUGAGUCUUUAGCCUUAUCCACUAACCUCAAUUCUCAUGUUCCAUCAAUUAAAACACUACAAACCCCGCGGCCGGGAUUUAUGGAAGAGCUUCCCAAAACGAUGACGAACAGGAUAGUGUCAAUACUGGGCCUGUUCGAGCUAUCUGUCGGGGACUCCCCGAGGACCGACGGAGCGUCCGAACUGGCAGCGGCCAGGCUAGCGGUCGACCAUGUCAACCAGCGGUCUCUGCUGCCAGGGUACAGGCUACACCUCAUCACCAAUGACACGAAGUGUGACCCUGGAGUGGGUGUGGAUCGGUUUUUCCAUGCCCUCUACACGGAGCGGGAGUCAAGAAUGGUGAUGUUGCUCGGAACUGCUUGCUCUGAGGUUACUGAGAGCAUCGCCAAGAUUGUUCCUUACUGGAAUAUAGUGCAGGUGUCAUUCGGGUCGACGUCGCCAGCUCUCAGUGACCGCUCCGAGUUUCCUCUGUUCUGCCGCACGGUAGCACCUGACUCCUCACACAACCCAGCACGGAUUGCGUUUAUAAGACAGUUCGGCUGGGACACGGUGACUGCCUUCACCCAGAAUGAAGAGGUCUACUCCUUAGCCGUCAACGAGCUGGUGACCCAGCUGGAAGCAGCCAACAUCACCUGCGCGGCUUCCAUCACCUUCGCAGAGUCCGACUUCAAGGAACAGCUUCAGCAGUUGAAGGAGCUGGACACGAGGAUUAUUAUAGGCAGCUUCUCGCAAGAGAUGAUUCCGAAGAUAUUUUGCGAGGCGUUCAAGCUGGGCAUGUUCGGCGCGGAAUACGCGUGGCUGGUGGCGGGCGCGCCGCCGCGAAUACGGGGCGCGGCGCCCUGUGCGCGAGCGCAGCUUGCUCGCGCCUUAGAAGGGCUCGUCACUGUGACGGCGCAUAGAGGCAUCGUGGGCGAUGGGACCAGAUUCUCCGGUUUGACCAAUGAGAUGUUCAGCCGAGAAAUGGAGCACGCCGGAGUGUCAGUCUCCUCCUACGCCCCUCAAACAUACGACGCUGUCUGGGCCAUAGCCCUAGCCCUGAGCAAGGCUGAAAACCUCUGGCGGAACCAGGAGGAAGGCAACAGCACCAGGCGAGGCAAACUGGGACUCGGCCAUUUUGAUUACGACCGCAAAGACAUGGCUGAAGAGUUCCUGAACCAGUUGGCCAAUUUGAGUUUUUUAGGCGUGUCGGGUCCAGUGUCGUUCAAUGGGGCUGACAGAAUUGGAACUUCUGCAUUCUAUCAAAUUCAAGGAGGCCGUCCAAAAACAGUAGCCCUCUACACCAACGGCCGAGAGCUAACCUGCAGUGACUGUGCACGACCACAAUGGGCUGGUGGCAUCCCUGCUGCCAAAAGAGUGCUGGUUCUCAGGGUCGACUCCGUGUGGGCGCCGGCGAGAUUGGCAGUAGCCACACUGGCGGCUGCUGGCGUGGCUUUGGCACUGGCGUUUUUAGUCUUCAAUUUGCAUUAUAGCAAGCGGAGGUCCAUAAAACUGUCUUCGCCUCGCCUGAACAACAUGACCCUGAUCGGCUGUGUGCUGGUGUACACUGCUGUGGCCCUGCUGGGACUCGACAACGCUACCCUGCCUUCAUACGUGCCCUUCUCUGCUAUGUGCACUGGCAGAGUGUACAUCUUGUCAGCGGGUUUCUCGCUCGCUUUUGGAUCUAUGUUUGCGAAGACGUACCGAGUUCAUAGAAUUUUCAUCAGGUAAGAUGUCAACCGCAGCGGAGUGUGCAAGACCAAGCUCCUCCAAGACACACCGCUAAUAUCCCUGGUCUGUGCGCUACUGGUCAUCGAUGGGAUGAUCGUGACCCUAUGGGCCAUGCUGGACCCCAUGGAGCGGCACCUCAAGAACCUCACUAUAGAGAUCAGCGCCACGGAUAGGAGCGUCGUUUACCAGCCACAGAUAGAAAUCUGCAAGUCCCAAAACACUACAGGCUGGUUGUGCGCUCUAUACGCCUACAAGGGUCUACUCCUCAUCGUCGGAGUCUACAUGGCUUGGGAGACCAGGAACGUCAAGAUAUCUGCUCUAAACGACUCCAAGUACAUUGGCAUCAGCGUUUACUCCGUGGUCAUCACCAGUACAAGCGUCGUGGUCAUUGGGACGAUUAUAUCAGAGAGGGCUACGUUAGCGUACAUCACAAUUACAAGCUUGAUUCUGAUCACGACGACUUCCACGCUAUGUUUGCUGUUCUUGCCGAAAAUUAUUGCUAUAAGGACUAAAAACGACCCCGUUAUCCAAAGUUUAGGCCUGAGGCUUGAAUGUAAGACUAGAAGAUUCGUGACAGACGAAACACAAGAGCUGCACUUUAGGAUAGAAAUACAGAACAAAGUUUACAAGCGGGAGGUGGCUGCCCUCGACAAGGAGAUUGGAAGACUGGAGAGGCUUUUAGCAGAACCACUCGAGUCUACAAGCAGUUCCAGUGCUUCAAUCGCUCUGCACAAACGAACGGAACUAAACACUGUAGAAGAAGAGGGCAGAUGCCGGUCAGAUCCAGACAGGAGAACGCCCAGUGUGAGCGGAGGUCUACCCAUGCUUCUCCUGUCAGUUCUACCCCCUGUCAUACCGCGAGCGAGCUGGCCUUCCGCCGAAGCCUGCCGCGGUCGAAACUCCGUCAGCUUCAGCUCCCAACCCAAAUUAUACCACAGGAAGUCUCAACCAGCUAUUGACCUGUACAACCUCUGCCUCAACAAGCGAGAAGAACACACAGGUCUUCUCAGCAGACUGAAGAGCUUCUUCGGCAGUCGACCGAGCAGUAGAAAAGCGUCGACUAUGUCCAUAGCUGAUCCAACCGGACAAAGUAUAGCAGCUGCUUUGAAGAUGCACGUAGGAAUGAUAGCCGGUCUCAUGCCAGGGAACAGAAAACACUCCAUGGUCUUGUCAUGCAACACGCUGCAUGUUCCCCACCCAGAGUUGAGACUACGAAGGGAAUCUUACGCAAAGAGCGGACCCAUCAUAAGGAUUACAGACGACGAACCUUCAUGCUCAUAUCAACCGGGAGAGGCUCGAAAAAGCUUAUCAUCUACAACCAAUAAAUACGUGGCAGAGCCAGAGACAAAAGUGAACUUCGUGUUGCCAACUACUCACAAAAAGCCGAUGUCACACCAAAACUCUUGCGAGAGAUUCAAAGGUUCUCCAAGAUUCCCUCACAGGAUUUCUCCAACAGCUACUAGUUUGACUACCCUCGACACUAGAAGAAAAACCAGUGCUGACAGUGUGUUCAAUAUAUCAGGGAGGAUAUGCGACGAGCAGCGGCGGUACAGUCACCAGAAUAUGACAGUCAAUCAAGAGGCAAAAGAUAAAUCUAUUCUGGAAAGCAAAUGGAAGUCGACAGAAGACGCCAGACCUGGACCUUCGUCUCAGAAUUAG
Ostrinia nubilalis (European corn borer) is the source of this 4210-nucleotide messenger RNA. It is a transcript of the gene GABA-B-R3, whose product is annotated as gamma-aminobutyric acid type B receptor subunit 2. The record is from RefSeq and is a predicted model, not a curated record. Gene Ontology annotation, molecular function: G protein-coupled GABA receptor activity. The transcript is spliced from 18 exons. Gene Ontology annotation, cellular component: membrane; G protein-coupled receptor heterodimeric complex. NCBI's taxonomy places the organism in Eukaryota, Metazoa, Arthropoda, Insecta, Lepidoptera, Crambidae. Gene Ontology annotation, biological process: gamma-aminobutyric acid signaling pathway; G protein-coupled receptor signaling pathway.